Fusarium pseudograminearum CS3096 is the source of this 1227-nucleotide messenger RNA. RefSeq lists its product as uncharacterized. The record is from RefSeq and is a predicted model, not a curated record. Bases 1 to 1227 code for a protein of 408 amino acids. NCBI's taxonomy places the organism in Eukaryota, Fungi, Ascomycota, Sordariomycetes, Hypocreales, Nectriaceae. The transcript is spliced from 3 exons.
AUGCCCAAGGCCACGGGCCAGCGCUCAGUGAGCGCCCGAAAUAACCCUGUCGGGAGUCGUUCUUCUCGACGCAUCAGCAACUCUGUAGCUGCUGCCAAGGCUGCUGCCACCAAAAAGACCAACGCACAGAACCCGAUCAAGGAGGAGCAAGUACAGGAGCUUGAAAGCGAUGACCAGGAGACCCCUCAGGAUCCUGAAGGUCACCCUUCAGCUGCCGAAAAUGCCUCUUCAAACGAAUCCAUCGACAGCUCUGCUAAUGAAGAGAACGAUGAGAACGAAGAUGAAGAAGAGGAGGACGAGGACGAUGGUGAGAAUGACGAAGACGAGAACAACAAUGAGAAUGAAGGUAAUGCUGAGGAUGAAGAGAACACUGCUCUUCAAGGCCCAGCACCACCUGGUUAUACCUGGCAACUUGUGCCCAUCACUUACCAUGGCGAAACUGCUGGAAACGUCGCCUCCCGAAUGUUCGGCAAAAAACUGAACGUCAAGAGCUCACUUGCUAAGAGAUUGUUUGACGAGUUGGCAGUACGUCCAGCAAGCCAGCGAAACCGCAAGACAAAGCUCAAUGUGUCGCGGCGUAGCAAUGCCGAAGCUCUUCUGUGCCACCUUACCGGUGUUCGGGUUCAGACCGCUUGCAAGAACUGCUCGAGAAGCCACGGUCCCUGGCACGAAUGUGUUAUCUAUGACGGUCAGAUGUGCGGCAGUUGCACUAACUGCUGGUACAACGCGAGCGGUUCCCGUUGUACCUUUCAUGACGACAAUCAAGCUUGCCUAUUUCUUCCUGCGGCAUUCCCCGCCAUGCAGAUGCAGAUGCAGAUGCAGUCCAUGCGUAUUCCUACUAUGCGUAUGCCUGCCAUGCUCCCUGGAACAAACAAUGUUCCCGGCCAACAGUAUUUAGAAUACGCCAACGGCCAGCCAGCUGCCCAGGAGGAGACUCCCCUCGAGCGCCUGCAAAGAAUCGGUGCCAUCCAGACUGGCAUUUCUGGAACCCCUCUGGAUAGACUCAUUUCACGAGUGGAGAGUGCUGCUAUUGAGCUUGGCAGUCGCGUGGGUGAAUUUCAGGAGUUCAUCCAAACCCCCGCGGGUUACCUCAUGAUGGCCCAACGCGCGGCUCAGGAUGCUACCCCUUCUUCCUCAACUGUCGAAGAGCUAGGUUCUGUCGAAGAGAACGGUUCUGACGAAGAGCUCGGUUCUGAAGAAGAGCUCGGUUCUGAUGAAGAGAACUAA